AUGUACUGGAGCUGGUUACAGCGUGUUUUCAUCCCGGGAGUGUUUUCCAGCAAAUGGUACAACGGUCAAAAAGAAAAUCAAGCAAUUUAUAUUGGUAAUAAACACUCUCUUCUUGUUGGAAUGGCUCGACUAAGACAACUCAGAGUGAAAGCGAGUAGGCGUUUUUUUCCAUUUUUAUUACUUUUUGCAUUUAAGUGAAAAGGCUAUUUACCCAAACACGUCAUUUCACCUUUUAUAAUUGUUCAUAUCUAAUUGAGUUUCAUAGAGGAGUGAUUAGUGUCCAAACUUAUGGAGUGAAAUAUGGAGUGAAAUAACAGUUUAUUCAAGUUCUCGUAGAAAAAGAUUGACAUGCGCCGAUAACAAAUUUCUCAACUGCUGACCAUUCUAAUAAUAAUCUAGACGAGUGUUUAUAUAGCUGCGUUUUUUUAUGGACGUUUAUUACAUUUAGCUUUUGAUAACGGCAUUCCUUUGCUCCUUAGGCAAAUGCUGCUUAGAAGGCUUUUAAAACACCUUCAGUUCUCCAUAACAAAAAUGUCCAUGCCUAUUUCAAAGUACGAAAUGUGACAAGUCGGUAAGUGAAAUGAAUACCAGAACAACCUUCCUAAUUCUAAUCCGUUGUUUUCCAACUUUCAGCACAAUGUGAAGUCCUAAACUAUAUGAAAACAAUGUCCGAAGAAUGUUUCAAUGGAUACUCUACAAAGAACGAAGACAAGACCGCCUACAGCAAACCACGCUGGAGGCCUGUCGACAAUACUACGAGGAAUGACCAGUUAUUACAACUUUGUCCAAAGCCAUGGCGAUAUCAGCAUGCCGAGAAAAUUGACACUAGACCCAGGUGGGGACAGUUCUCCUUUUAUGAUGGAGGAGGAUUUGUAGCAGACCUCGGGUAUGAUAACCAUACGGGGUUCAGUAAAGUAAAAAGUUUACAAAACAACGGUUGGCUUGACAGGCAAACCAGAGUUGUCCUGGCAGAGUUUUCCACAUUCAAUCCGUCGGUGAAUAUUUUAAGUGUUGCCACAUACUUCUACGAAGUUGAUGCAUCUGGACUGAGAGCAGCCUCCAUGCAAAUUCGUGUUCUUUCACUUGAUUCUACAGGCACACCCUCGCAUCAGUUUUACUUGAUUUGCUUGUUCCUGUACAUUGUAUUGGUUUUUCUGUAUUUUGGAAGGGAAAUUUUCAAACUUUACGGUCAUCGUUCUCGAUAUUUCAAGUCUAUCUGGAAUUGGGUUGAGAUGUUUCAAAUUGUUCUUUCUCUGAUUGCCGUAUUGAUACACAUAAUACGACAAAGUGAAGUCAGUUCAACCAUGGGCAAACUGCAUAAAAAUAUUUACGCAAAUCUAAGUUUCCAAGAAGCUAUCAUUAGGCAAGAAGUGGAAAAUGUCGUACUUGGAAUUCUUACUUUCAUCGUCACCACCAAGCUGUUACGAAUCAUUCGCUUCAACAACUAUGUUGCUCUAUUCUCCAAAACAUUGAAGCUAUCUGCACGAUAUUUGUCAUCCUUUAGCAUUAUUUUAUCCAUUUUCUUUGUGGCAUUAUUGCAUUUCGGUGUCUUGAUGUUUGGCUCUGUAUCUGAGCGCUACUCUUCGGUGCUGAAAGGAGCUUAUUUCCAACUCGAGCUAACUCUUGGCCGAGUAAAAGUGAGACCAAUCGAUGAAUUAGCAGAGGCUUACACGAUACUCGCCAAAAUAUUCGCCUUCCUAAUUCUCUUCACUCUCACUAUUCUCUGUAUGAACUUCUUCAUCGGCAUAAUCAAUGAUUCUCUUUUGGAUGCCAAGAACAACGCGAACGAAAGUGAGCUGUAUAAACUUAUUGAUGAGAACCGUUGCUCGAGCUCAAAAGAAAAAAAAGAAUUUUUCGAUUCAUUGAAACAGUCGAGAACGUCCAAAACGUCAGCAGAAGUGAAGGACAAAGAAUCAGAAAACGUUGGCCUUGACCCUAAGAACAGUUCCAAUCUCAACUUUGAUUUAAUAAGCCAAGCUAUCAUAGCUUGGAGAAAGAAAAGAUCUAGAGAAGCAAUAGAUAAACAGCAAUGCAGCAUAAGGAUAAAAUCAUUUUUCGACAAGAGAAGCAAAAUGUUAAAAUCUUUGAAAGGUGAAAGCAAUGACUACUGCAGCAAACGUAGAACAAAAAAGAAAGUAAGAUUUCAAGAAGAUGUCGUCGAGUAUUGUCUCCGUAAAUUACGUAAGAGAGAGCACGACCUGUUACAACGGCUGGAGAGCAUUGUUUUAGGAUUCUCAACAGAAGACGAAGAAUUUGAUUAUUUAUUAAAAAUAGCGGAAGCGUAUAACCACUAG
Messenger RNA from Pocillopora meandrina, 2294 nucleotides. The record is from the annotation of a GenBank genome assembly. Lineage: Eukaryota; Metazoa; Cnidaria; Anthozoa; Scleractinia; Pocilloporidae.